UUGUGCAAUGAUCUUUUGUUUAUAUAUGGGUACACGCCCAGGGUAAAAUUAAUAGUAAUACACCCUUGAUGAUAAUCUAUCCAAUAGGUACCGGCGGUUCGACUCUUAGUGUUAGCUCUAAGGGAUGCUACUUACUAGGCUAGGUAGCUAAGGUAAUCUCCAGCUCCCCCAGUCUCUACAACACAGAAUAACAACCGUUUCUCAAUUCCAUAGUCAAUCAUAUCGCCAAACCUGUCGCUAAGUCCGAAUUGAGGCUGUCACAACGAUACCUAUUACACGCAUGCUCUGGCAGCAAUCGAUCAUUUAUCAGCUCCGUCUUCUUUCAAUUCGCUAAGUCAGCAACGAACCAUGGCAAAGGGAUCGAACCAUGGCACAGAGACGACGGUGCUGCGCAAAUUCGGAAUUAACGAGGCGUACCAACUGGCCAUGUAUCUGCUGGACCAAUAUCGUGGCACUGUCCUCUCUUGUCGCUAUGCAAUACCGUCACGUCUUGCGCCGGCAGAUUCACGGACCCAGCUGGAGCAGGCAGUCAAGGUCGCUGUCGUGGACACCGUUAUGAGACAUCCGAUGCUGCAAGUCGGCAUGAUGAAUGCAACCUCCAAGGCUCCCUCGUGGAUCCAACUGCAGAAUCUUGACUUAACGCAACAUAUAAAAUGGCUUUACAUCGGAGAGCAUGACGGCUUUGAAGAAACGGUCCAGGAAACCUUUCGCACUCAGCUCGAUGAACAUUUCCCAGACCUUUCCAUUAAGCAGCCGGGCUGGAAAAUUACCAUCGUCCGGCAAGGGAAUGCUCCUACCAUGGAGGUCCUACUCACUUGGAAUCAUCCCCAAUUCGACGGUGCAGGUGCCAAGGUGUUCCAUGAAGACUUCCUCGAGAUGCUCAAUAAUGCCAAGAAUGGAGCAUAUGAGCGGACGGGCUUGGAUGGCGAUAUCCUGACACUGCCUCAAGAGCCACCCUUGCUUCCAAUACCAAUCGAGAGCUUAAUAAGUCUUCCAGUAGAUCUCACGUACCUCGCCAAAAUGUUUUGGGAGGAAAUUCGGCCCCAAUUUCUUAAUAGGGACGUAUCCCAAGCAGCCUGGUGCCCGAUUCGCAGCUCUCCAUACAAGACCCAGUUCCGGACCUUUUUUAUGGAUAACACAGCUCUACUUGCGAUCCUAGCUCUCUGUCGACAGAACAAGACUACCAUCACCGGCCUGUUAAACGGAUUAGCGCUUAUUGCCUUCUCAUCGCGCCUCGACAGCACGGUCGCCCCGGCCUUUCAAUGUGCUACCAUUGUGGAUCACCGCCGGAACCUGCCGCCCGCCCCGCCAGACGCUCCAUGGGUUCGCUCCGACAGAGCAGUGGCCAACUACGUGACUCAGGUGUUCCAUAAAUUCGACGCGAAACAGGUCGCGCAGAUUCGUUCCAAGCUACCGGCCGAUGAUACCAGCGAUGGCAGAGAUCUGUCCUCCGACCUCCAACACGAGCUCUGGGCCGCGUCGGCGCAGAAUCGGCUGGAGAUAGUGCGCAAGCUGGAAGGUGGGCUGCGAAACGAUCUCAUCGGAGUGUUCAAGUACGUGACGGACUGGCAGCAGACGAUGAGCAGCAUGGCGAAGAAAAAGCGCCAGUUCUCGUGGCUGGUGACCAACGUUGGCGUGCUGGACGGCAACAGGCUGAGCACCACCGGUGGUAACGCCAAAUCCGACGACGACCAGAGGUGGUCGAUCGACCGAGCGCAGUUUGGCCUUAGCGCUGAGAUACCCGCUGCCGCUAUCGAGUUUGCCCCGAUCAGCGUCGCUGGCCGGGGAAUGUGUGUCAGCGCCAACUGGCCGGACUGUGCUGUUGAUACGACGUUCGGGGAGCGCAUCAUGGCUGAUCUGGAAAGAUGGCUGACCCAACUGGCGAGCCAGUCGUGAUGUGCCUGUUUCGAAGUACCGCUUGUAUAUAUACAUAUACUUAGAGAGGAUUCAGGAAGGAAAUACAUAUUUUACCUCAGCUUCUCCUAGACUCCAAAUAUGAUUGCAAAUGCGCCUUGCCAUUAUCACAGGUACUGGCUAAACACACCACAGAGUUUAUGGUCGAGGAAACCAAAAAACCACAGUUAAGGAUUCCUGCAGCUGACGUAGGUGAUGGACUGAUUGGAGGCCUUUUAGGGGAGUCGUUUACAAGAUACAAUGCAAGGGAUGAUGUUGAGAACUAACAGCGUAACAUAAUCAAGGGAGGAAGGAGAGUGACCACCACUCGGCCCCACAUCAAAAAGGGUGGAGUUUUAAGGACCGGAAUGACCCACUUUAUCGG
Molecule: messenger RNA, 2278 nt
Organism: Annulohypoxylon truncatum
Lineage: Eukaryota; Fungi; Ascomycota; Sordariomycetes; Xylariales; Hypoxylaceae
Exons: 2
Coding region: 349-1896 (515 amino acids)
Molecular function (GO): N-acetyltransferase activity
Source: RefSeq, a predicted model, not a curated record